Molecule: messenger RNA, 966 nt
Organism: Coffea eugenioides
Lineage: Eukaryota; Viridiplantae; Streptophyta; Magnoliopsida; Gentianales; Rubiaceae
Product: mavicyanin
Exons: 2
Coding region: 119-643 (174 amino acids)
Cellular component (GO): plasma membrane
Molecular function (GO): electron transfer activity
Source: RefSeq, a predicted model, not a curated record
UCCCGUGAACCUCAAUUAAAGGAGAGUAAAGACUAUAGUCCAGAGAGUCUCUUGUCAGUUGGCGUAGUGAUCUCGACCAAGAAGUUUGUGAAGAAGCAGAGUUGAUGAUUGAGAAAAAAUGGGAUACGAGCGCAAAUUCGUGUUGGUGAUGGUAAUUCUCAGCCUGGUUGAAAAACAAGCCUCAGCCACGAAACAUGAUGUUGGGGGAAGCCAAGGGUGGGAUGAAUCCACGGACUUCAGCUCCUGGGCAUCGGGUCAGACAUUUAAGGUCGGGGAUCAACUAGUAUUCAAGUACACUCCGGGGCUGCACAGCGUGGUGGAGCUUGGCAGCGAAAGUGCGUAUAAGAGCUGUGACAUAAGCACGGCAUUGGACUCCAAGAAUGGGGGUAAUGACGUGGUUAAGCUAGACAAAGCUGGUACCCGCUACUUCGCUUGUGGAACAGCAGGGCAUUGCGGCCAGGGGAUGAAGGUCAAGAUUACCACCGUCGCUGCUGCGACUGGAACUGCAUCCCCUAAUACACCGUCAUCCACGUCGUCCUCCACCGCUUCAACUUCUCCGCCUUCCUCUGCCCUACUUCAACAUCUCCUACCCUUCAUUUUGGCUUCUUCUUUGUUAGGAUUCCAUCUGCUUUUGUGCAUGUAAACUUCGUACGUCAUUAAUCAAACCGAUACGAAAGCACCCACAAAUUGCCAACUCCACCUACCUGGCAGGACUACUCUACUCGCUUAAUUUGUCAUUUGUCCAUUCCAACCCCGAGCUCUUUUCUUUUUUGGAAGGAGAUUUUAUAUCUCAGCGAGCUUACUUAUUGUUUUAGUGAUUUCUUGGAGGCCAUAUUAUGACUAUAUAUGAAGUACUCGACAUCUGUUUCUGAUUUCGUCAUGAUUGGUUUCCGGGAUUUUUCUUUUCUUCUUUUUUGUUUUUGUUUCUAGUGAUUGUCAAGAUUAAAUGCUAAAACUGUUGCCCAA